Malaya genurostris is the source of this 3337-nucleotide messenger RNA. RefSeq lists its product as uncharacterized. The transcript is spliced from 13 exons. Gene Ontology annotation, cellular component: membrane. Bases 311 to 3163 code for a protein of 950 amino acids. The record is from RefSeq and is a predicted model, not a curated record. NCBI's taxonomy places the organism in Eukaryota, Metazoa, Arthropoda, Insecta, Diptera, Culicidae.
AUUCAGUUCCUUUGUGGCCGCGGUCGAGCUCAGCUCAGUACGGUCUCCGUUAACUGUUUCCGUUGACUAGGCGCGGGACUUUACCGAGUUUGGUGAUCGCAUCCAAACUACUUCCGGGAAAAGAUAACUAGCGUUAAGAAGAAUCACCGUUUUUUUUUUCCAGAGUGAAUCAGUGCCGGGUAAUAGUGAACGACAACAGGAAUUGGUUGUCAACUCGCUAACUAACUGUAUCGUCCGAAAUAAACACCGAGUGGGUGGUGAUUAGGGUUGUGCGAAAAACCAAAACAUACGCCACUGUGAAAACAUCAACAUGGGAGCAGAGGGUGAAACACCGAUGAAGGCAAGCGCCGAAGAGAUUGGAACUAACCCCGUCGCUAUGGAGGACCUCUCCAAGUGGGACAAAUUCUGCAUGCGACGUGGGAUCAAUCCGAAUUUGAUCAUGCUGAAAGUUACGCUGUUUGUCAUGUAUGGAGCAACAUCGUCGCUGCUGCCGUAUUUAACCAUCCACAUGCAAAGUACCGGACUGACGGUGGAGGAAAUUGCAAUCAUCUACCUGGCGCUCCCAUUCACUACUUUUCUAAGCCCGCCGAUCACAGGUUUCCUGGUGGACAAGUUCGGUCGCUACAAGCCGGUGGUGAUUAUGAGUCUGCUGUUAAAUGCAUUAUUUCACCACUCGUUGAUGUUGAUCCCGCAGCAGGAAAUUCCCGGCAAGCUACCGGAAGCAUACGUAAUGAGACAUCCGGAGACGGGCAAUGUCGAGGUUUGGUGGUCCCCCUGUCCGAGCCGUGAGUGUCCGGAGGAGGAAGAAAUUGACAUCGUUGUGGAUCAGUGUUUGGAUCACUGUUUGUUGUUUGAACAGAAUCCCAAAAUCGAGAUUGUUCCUCCGCCUACUUUCUCGCCUAUUUUGGCACCCGUAGACGUGGGCGAGAAGGACGAUCUGGAGUUGAUAGUGAAAAAGAAGACCAACCUGAAAAACAUAUCGCUGGAAGUGGUUAGCAGUUCCACCUACAGCCCCAGCACAACGGAAGCGUUCCUAGAUAGACAGAUACUUAUACAUGAGCCCGAUUCGGACGAGAACGAGGAAAGUUGGGUCAUAGCGGGAAGCGGUGAUUCGGCUUUCUUCGUGCUGGACAUGCAUCCGGACUUGGGAGAACCCAUCGAACAGCUUGGUAUGGAGAUUGAACAUGACGACAAUGAGACGGUUACCGAUUUCAAGACUCGAUUUGGUGUGAAGUUACUUUGGAAACAAGGAGUCAACGUCACCGCACUGGAAGAGGAAGACCUUCGGUGCGGAGGCUUGGUGCUCUCGUCCAACAUGACCCUGAACAGCAAUCAAAGAUUGAGUGAGCUGGCAGCGGAUUGCAUGGUGCAGCGAUGUCACUUCCGAAAGAAUGGACCGGACAUUUGUCCUCCGGACUACAAGGAAAGUGAUGAUAAAAUAUUUUGGGUGUAUUUCGGGCUCCGCUUCCUGGCGACUACGAUGCUUUCUGCCGGUGUAACGAUCAUGGAUCCGAUUGCGCUUACUAUGAUCGAAAAGUAUGGCGGCGAUUUCGGGCGGGAAAGAUUAUUCUCUAGCAUCGGAAUGGCUAUUUUCUCUCCCAUCACCGGGAUUAUGAUUGAUUUCUUCUCUAAGGAUCUUGGUUACACCGAUUACUCGGCGGCUUUCUAUACGUACGAUAUAUUGUUGGUCAUAUCUUCGAUAUCUGUGUUCUUGAUGCCACUGGGAGAGAAACUACCGGCUGAUAAUGUAUUCAAAGAUUUGUGGAAUUUGCUGAAGCUGAAACACGUAAUCAUAUUCAUUUGGUUUUUGUUCCUGUUGGGCAAUUUCUGGGGUUUCAUCGAAAGUUUCCUCUUUCUGUAUCUCAAAGAACUCGGCGCUCCCAACUAUCUGCUGGGCAUCACAAUCACCGUUGGAACGGUGAGCAGCAUUCCAUUCCUUUACGGAGCUGGUCGCAUUACCAAAGUGGUCGGUCAUGUUAAUCUGAUAGUGAUUGCUUUCGUCGCUCACGCGUGCCGUUUGGUGGGAUAUUCACUGAUUGAAAAUGCUUGGUGGUGCUUUCCCUUUGAGGCCAUGGAGGCACUGUCCUGUCAUCUGAUGUGGGUCGCUGCAGCAACCUACUGUUCACUGUUGGCACCGAAAAAUUUACUGGCUACUUUGAUCGGUGUUCUCGGAAUGGCACAUUUCAGCUUAGGACGAGGAAGCGGAUCAUUCUUCGGUGGAUUUUUGAUUGGAGAGGUCGGCACCAGAGACGCGUUCCGUUAUAUGGGUCUAGUGGCGGUCGCCGGUGGUCUGGCGUACAAGUUCAUUCACGCCAUCUGGUUGAGAAAGUACGACAAUCCGGAAAUCGAGGAGGAUGCGGAAAAUGGCGAAACAGAUAAGCUGACGGAGAACAAAGAUGCCGAAGAACCGAAAACCAAAGAUCAGGGCACCUCGAUGUCCCAGGAGCGUCUUUCCCUGAUGAUCAAAUACAACCAAAUUGGUUCGCUAACGUCACUGCCGAGAGGCUCUCGGGGCGACGUCAACGAUUCCCUUUCCAGAAGACGCAGCAGUUAUAACAUCGAGUUCGUUCGUGUGCCCAAAGGCGGUGGCAGCGCUUCGAAGGUGGAUUUGUUGAAGUCGGCACUGGAAAUCAAUCACAAGGUAUCGCAUACAUAUCUUCGGAAGGACGGCAAAGAAUCCGACCAAUCGCUCAACUCAAAACGGGCUGACAGCGCUCCGAAGCUGAAUCCUUCCAAGAACAUUUCCCAACCGACCCUCAGCGUUGUGACCGACGAGAUUGGAGCCCCGUCAAUUUUAAGCCGGCAUCGAAAGAAGCAUCAUCAGAGUGGUAUUCUGGUUAUAAAGGUCACCAACCAGGACGGUGAGGUUGACUUAAGGAACUUCCUACGGGAAACAGACCGCCGUGACUCAAUGACGGAAGCAGAUCUGGAUCACUACAAAGCGGAACUGGCCGUGCAGGCGAGGACCCAUGUGCUGAACGACAUUCCGGAACGUCCGGUGGAUCCAAGUGACAUGGUGGGAUUCGGUUCUGCUGUUUCCCCAGCGGCCCCGAUCAGUGUAGCUCGACCGGAGACCAGUACCGUUCCGAGGGACGAAACCAACGCAGAAGCCAACCCAGAAACCAGUAUAGGCAAUAAUCAGAUCAGUAAAAACGAAACAUGAUAACUUGGCUGCAGUUGCAGUUGUGGUAGUGUUUGGUAUUGACUCAAAGUCAAUGCUGUGUGUAUCCAUUUAGAUCAAAGCUGAUUGUGAAUUAUUUCUGUUUUGCAUUUUGUUGUUGCAAGGAUGUUUAUUAAACUCGUUACAAAGGCUACAAGUUUUACGUUAGCAAAUAAA